Uranotaenia lowii is the source of this 2758-nucleotide messenger RNA. RefSeq names its product ribonuclease Z, mitochondrial-like. The transcript has 4 exons. The record is from RefSeq and is a predicted model, not a curated record. Gene Ontology annotation, cellular component: mitochondrion. Gene Ontology annotation, molecular function: 3'-tRNA processing endoribonuclease activity. Gene Ontology annotation, biological process: mitochondrial tRNA 3'-end processing. The coding region runs from base 123 to 2600 and encodes 825 amino acids. NCBI's taxonomy places the organism in Eukaryota, Metazoa, Arthropoda, Insecta, Diptera, Culicidae.
CAAAAACUCGUCUGCUCGCUCGCGUGCACGCAUGCUGCUGCUUCCAGUUUUGAUGACCCGGCAUAUCGUGUUCUGGUUGGAUGAUCUAAUAACGUGAAAUAGUGGUGAAAAUUACGCCUUAUAUGCAUAAAUUACAUUUUGUGGCAGCAAUAGAUGUAGCGACGAAGAGUGCACUUCGAUUUUUCUCGGCAAAAGCUAAGAACCGCCCCAAAACGAUGCCUCUCGAUCCGAAGCACAUUGCCGAAGCCCAGAAGCAGCGCCUGAAGCUGAAACAAAAAAUCAUUAAAACGGCGCCGGGUAUUGUUAAUCUGCAGAUUGUUGGAUCCGGAGCUCAGGGAGCACCGGCUUCGGUUUAUCUGUUCUCGGAUCAGACGCGUUACCUAUUCAACUGCGGCGAGGGAACUCAACGGUUGGCCUACGAGCACAAAACCCGGCUGUCAUGUUUGGAAAACAUCUUCAUGACCCGUACCAGUUGGGACCGCAUUGGAGGGCUGCCCGGGAUAUGUUUGACCAUGCAGGAUGUCGGAGUGCCUAGCGUACGACUGCACGGGCCUCCCGGUUUGGAGGAACUGUUCCGAGCUAUGCGUCGCUUCGUUAUCCUCAAGGAUAUGAAAGUGGAAGCGGCCGAGUGUCGACCGGAAGACGUUUUUGAGGACCACGUUAUGACUUUGCGUUAUAUUCCUAUCAAUAGGGAACCGGAAUCUCCAACUCAGUCCGAUACCGAAGAAAAAUCUGAAGAAGUUGCCGUGGAUGAUACUGAUUACUACGCCCACGAGCGUAACAAAAAAUCCGAACCGAAAGCCAAAGUGGACUUGUCGAGAGCCUCGAAGUCUGCCGGCGGCAAGAAACAAGAUUGGACCAAACGCCACGAAUCCUCCGUGAUGGCGUACAUUUGUAAGCUGAAGCUGCGCUUCGGACAGCUGCUGUUGGAAAAAUGUGUGGACCAAGGCAUUCCCCCGGGUCCGCUUUUGGGUCAGCUAAAGAAUGGCAAAGAUGUCACGCUGCCUGAUGGAAAAGUUGUCAAGUCAAGCGAAGUACGAGGACCUGACGAUCCGGGGCCCGUUUUUAUAUUUUUAGACAUUCCUGAUGUAGCUUAUCUAGAAGAUUUGGAAUUGAAAAAUGAUCGGUUUGCUCCAUAUCAGAGUACGGCUACAGAAGACUCCGAUCAGGCCAUGUUUGUAUUGCAUUUUAGUCCAUUAGCGAUUAUGCAGACUGAUGGUUACAGAAAGUUUAUGGAUAGGUUCUCACCCAGCACUAGACAUAUAGCGCUAAAUGAAAUCAAUAGUUUUUCUGGGUAUAUUGCGUCCCAUAGGAUUCAACACCAUUUGAACCAGUUGGAUAGUCAAAUUUUUCCCCUUCUUAGCGAAAAAAAUAACGAGUAUGAAAAAUCUAUCAACGAACCAUCAAUUGCAGACUUGGUUAGGGUAUCAUCUCUAAGUUACCUACACAUACGUCCCCGGAAGGGAAUCGAUAGAACACAGGAAGCUGUAUUGAACCCUUCAGAAUAUCUCCAGGAACUGGAAGAGCUUCCCGAUUUCAAAGCUGCUCUGGCCGAGCUUCAUCAAACGAUGAAUAAGACUUCUUCACCAAAUCAGCUGACCAGUCGGUCAGAGUGCUUUCCACGAGUGGUUUUUCUCGGGACAGGCUCAUCGAUUCCGAACAAAACCAGAAAUGUGAGCGCCAUCCUCGUUCAUACCGGUCAAAACAGUUCGAUUCUGCUGGACUGUGGCGAGGGAACAGCCGGACAGAUUGUUCGAUUUUACGGACGUGAACAGGCUGAAAAGGUGUUCCGAUCGAUUCGAGCAGUUUAUAUUUCCCAUUUGCAUGCCGACCAUCACCUGGGUCUUUUCGGUUUGCUUCAAACCCGGAAGAAGUUGUUGGGCGCCAACUGUGAUAAACUCCUGUUGCUCGCACCGGAACAGAUGUCCUACUGGUUGCGGUUGUACGACUGCCGUUUUGAAUCGUUACAUAAGGAGUACACCUUGGUGAAAAACGCGGAUUUGAUCGAAGAACCUCUAAAAGACGAACGUACUUUGGAUCUUGGACUUCGAGAGAUCGAGACUUGCAGAGUGCGUCAUUGCCCACAUUCCUUCGGAGUAUCGUUGAAAAUGGUUUCGAUACAAAAAGGAGAACCGGGUGAAGAGGUGAAAAUAACGUACAGCGGAGAUACCAUGCCCUGUGAGGACCUCGUUGAGUUGGGCCGUGAUUCAACCAUUCUGAUUCACGAAGCGACCAUGGAAGAUGAACUGGAAACGGAAGCCCGUUUCAAAAUGCACAGUACCCUAUCGCAAGCCAUCGAACAGGGUCGGCGGAUGAAUGCUCGCUACACUCUGUUGACGCAUUUCAGCCAACGGUACGCCAAGAUACCGCGUAUCGAAUCAAACUUAGAGCGCAAUCUAGGGAUUGCCUUCGACAACAUGGAAGUGACGUUGGACGAUUUGCCUCAGCUGUGUUUGUUCUAUCCGACGCUGAAGGCCAUGUUCAUCAGCCAUUUCGAGGAAAUGGAACAGAAAGCUAUCAAACGGGGGAACAAAAAGAUGCGACUUGAAAACGGUGCUGAAGCAGCGACCAGCAAGGAGUCUUCACCCGUUAUUAGCUAGUGCUUAUACCGAAAAAGGUUAUCAUAACUUUUCGAAAACGCUCUGCAUGGAAGGAACAGCUCCGUCAAAAGCAAAAACGAAAAUGAACACAAACAAACCGCCAAAUAAGAACUGCCUGAAUAAGCCAAACUAAAUAAAAAUACAAAUCCAAAAAAAAA